AUGACCAAACAUGAGGAUAGGGAGGCCAGUGCUACAUGUCUGAUGACUAACUGCUGGGCUUACCUAAACAAACUAAUACACUGGAGGAAGUUCCCCAUGAUCCUGCAGAACACAACUUACAUGGGUGCUAAUCACAUUGAAAUUAUCAAGGUGAGAUGGGAGAGUCCUCCUUAUCCUUUGAUUAAAAUUAACACUGAUGGAAGCUACAAAAAUAAGAGAGCAGGUAUUGGGGGAAUUUUUAGAGAUCACAAAGGGAAGACUUUGCUAUUCUACAAAGCCCCUUAUAUAGCUGAGGAUGCUUUGGAAACUGAAGCUGCUGCUCUAUUUUGGGCUUUAAAUUUUGCUAAGAUGAAUAAUUGGCAGUGGAUUGUUGCUGAAAUGGACUCCUCCCUGCUGGUGGAGCUACUCAAUUCUAAGAUGUCUUCCUCUUGGCAUAUCAAUCAAUGGAUCCACAGAAUUAAAAAGCUCAGCACUGAAAGCAAGAUUCAUUUUUCAUUUGUGUAUAGGGAAGCUAAUAGACCUUCCAAUUUCCUAGCUAUAGAAGGUGCUAAUGUUGAUCAUCCUGAGUCUUGUUCUGAUGCUGAGUUUGUGUCUCUUCUUGCUAUUGGGAGUUCAGAUGUUUAG
Phalaenopsis equestris is the source of this 624-nucleotide messenger RNA. RefSeq lists its product as uncharacterized. NCBI's taxonomy places the organism in Eukaryota, Viridiplantae, Streptophyta, Magnoliopsida, Asparagales, Orchidaceae. Bases 1 to 624 code for a protein of 207 amino acids. The transcript has 2 exons. The record is from RefSeq and is a predicted model, not a curated record. Gene Ontology annotation, molecular function: RNA-DNA hybrid ribonuclease activity; nucleic acid binding.